GGCCUCAUUGCUUUUGAAUGCGGCCCACGAUGAGAAUGUGAAAGCAUAAUGCACCACUAUAUUGUGCUUUAGCACUAUAGCUUUGGAUCUGCAACUAUGAAUACAAUUGCGCUGUGUAGCUGAAGGCUAAAUGCAUCAAAUUUACUCGGUAUUCAUGAUUUCGAGAGGAAUUCUAUCAGUUUUGCGUGGACAACACUAGCAUUGCUGUUAGAGGCAGAACGUUUACACUACCGCGGCGUGCGACUAUGAACAGUUCCAUUUUCUGCAUGGCUGAUGGGAAAUUAAAGGGGGAAGAAAUUGUCUUUCCCACUAUGGCGCCAUCCGAUGAACAUCUUCUGGCCAACAUGCAACACAUCGGCGAGACUGACCAUCACGUAAAACGACCGAUGAACGCCUUCAUGGUGUGGUCGGCAACGCGGCGCAAGGAAAUUGCCGAAGAGAACCCUCGGAUGCACAAUUCGGAGAUUAGCAAGAUCCUCGGUAGUGAAUGGAAGGAAAUGUCCGAAACGCAAAAGCGGCCCUACCGGGAGGAAGCCAAAAAUAUUCAGCUUAUCCAUAAACAGGAACAUCCAGAUUAUAAAUACCGGCCCCGGCGCCAGCCCAAAACCGGCACUUUCGCUCCUACUUUCGCAGGAUCUCCUUAUGCCAAGGAAAUGUUCCGCAAGCCCCUCGUGAUCAAUGUCUCCCCGGGGGAUGCGCGGUACGCUACCAAUCCCGCGCAUGUGGAAGAUUACUCCCGUCGGCACUCCGACAGUGACUCCGAUGGGGAUGCCAUGUACCCGGCGCACAACGGUACCCCCAAAUCCGAUGUCGGGCGUCGCGCCGGCUCGGAAUCCAGCGGCGCCACUGAACCCCGCCCCGCCCACAUGAAGGAUGAUGACCUUAAUCAUCUUCCCGGGAAUUAUGAACCGCGGACGAACGGAGAGGUGGCCGGCCGGAGGACGCAGACGCUGGCCACGGGUUGCACGGCGGUGGUGGGUAACCCUGGCGAAGUAUUCCGGGCGCAGCAGAAACUUGUGCAGGAUGCGUGUUUUAUCUACGAAACGGGAAACAAACCGGUUGUGGUUACGUUCGCCAAGUACAAUCUGACGCUGCGCCUGGAGCCGGAAAAGCUGGCUGCGUCGUUGCUGCCGAUUCUACACUCGUAAAUUCUCGUCGAUGGUAUCGUUUUGAUUACAAGAGAUUUUAACGAUGUUGGAUUUUUAUACAUAAGUUGGUGUUUUAAUUAAUUCACACGUGCUCAUUCAUUUUGUGGUGCGAAUAGUGGUAUUUUUGUUUAUGGAUCUGUCUGAUUUUGUUAAAUGAUUUUUCGGUACAAUAAAAUAAGCCAAAAUAAAUUCCCGCAAAUUUG
Molecule: messenger RNA, 1351 nt
Organism: Paramacrobiotus metropolitanus
Lineage: Eukaryota; Metazoa; Tardigrada; Eutardigrada; Parachela; Macrobiotidae
Product: transcription factor SOX-2-like
Exons: 2
Coding region: 246-1148 (300 amino acids)
Biological process (GO): regulation of DNA-templated transcription; anatomical structure morphogenesis; cell differentiation
Molecular function (GO): RNA polymerase II cis-regulatory region sequence-specific DNA binding; DNA-binding transcription factor activity, RNA polymerase II-specific
Source: RefSeq, a predicted model, not a curated record